Seminavis robusta is the source of this 456-nucleotide messenger RNA. NCBI's taxonomy places the organism in Eukaryota, Bacillariophyta, Bacillariophyceae, Naviculales, Naviculaceae. The record is from the annotation of a GenBank genome assembly.
AUGACGGACGUCUAUGAUGGUUUGAAUGAGGAAGACAAAGGACGCGUCUUGGUGCUGGCAGUAGGGAAGCUCGAAUAUGAGGCGUUGGACUCCGAAUUUUGCAAAGGGAGCUUUGGCAUGUGCCACGAUGCCGAGGAAGAUCCCUGGUGGAAUUCCUGGUCAGCUGAGCAGCGAGAUGUGUUCUUCUUUUACCGUUCUAAUGGUACUGAGUGGACUUAUUUUUGCCAAUAUUCCAUGAAUGACUAUCUAGAUCAGUUUGAGUCCACCGUGGAAGAUUUGAUCAGGAUGGCUUCGGGCGCUACCACAAGCACUGGAGCUACCGUCGAUGGCGAAUCUGGCGAAGAUACGGGGUCUGGCGAAGAUACCGAGUCAGAGGAACCGUCAGGCAGUUUGGCAAUUGACGUUUCGUGGAAGGCAUUUAUUCUGUUUUUGUUUGGCAUGGCACUGACGCGGUAA